GCUAGCCAGUGGUUUGUUCUUAGGGUUACAGAGGAGGAAAUUGCUCCCCGAGUGAUAAGACAACAGGACGAAACGGACGCAUGCCGUUUCAUAGGAAUACGGCUGAUCACCAGAUAUGACCAUGUAUUUGUGGCUUAAGCUCUUGGCAUUCGGUUUUGCCUUUCUGGACACAGUUGAGUUUGCGACUGGACAAACCACUCCUGCUAAUACUGCCUCUUCUGAACCUUCUUCUCCAACUCCGGAACUGCCAAAGUGUGAUGGUGACAAAUGUGCAAAUGUGGCAUACACAUAUGAUGAUGGAAGUAAAUCUUUUACUGCCAUAUUACAAACUAAUGAAAACCUGACUUGUGACUAUCAACCCUGUGAAAAUAACAUGAUCCAAAACCUCAGUGAAUGCCAAAGCUUCUUUAUUAUUACAAAUAAUGGACAAUGUAAUUGUAACGUGACUGUAGAUGUACCACCAGCUCCUAAAAAUUUUAAUUUGACUGACUGUACAAAGGAUGAAAAAGCAAAUACUUCUAUUUGUUUAAAUAUAACGAGUCAUAAUUUUACUUGUGAUGAAAAGAAAAUCUCAUACAUAUUUCAAUGUGGAAAUAAUAAAGGAAAAAAAACCAAAAAUUCUACAAAUAGGAGAUCUGCUGUAUUCGAGGCUGCUCCAGAGACAAAUUAUACUUGUCAUGCAGAUGUACUCUAUAACAAUCAAAAGUUUGCCCAAAAAUAUAUAAAAGUUAAAACAGAUGUUGGAGUUCCACAAACGCCUCCGGAUCUUUCCUGUAAUGCUACAACUGCAAACAGCAGUGAGAUUAAGUGGCGGUUAGAGAACAGCUCUUCUUGUCAUUUUAAACUUUGCACAAAUAUUUCUAAAGAGUGCUACACCUUGACUGAAAGGAGUUACAAACUGGAACAUCUGAAACCUUACUCAUACUAUUCUGUCUCAUUAUUUGCCUUCAUCAUGGGACGAGUGCAACGCAAUGGGCCUGCUGAAACAUGUAAUUUUCAAACAAAUGCCUCACGUCCAGGCAAGGUCACAAAUUUGAAAGUUGGUUUGGCUACAGAUAAUUCUGUGAACGUGAAUUGUCAGGUUCCUGACAAACGUAAUGGUCCUGAAGGAGAAUACAUUUUAAAAGUCUCAAAAAACGGCGAAUCUGUGAAAAAAUACCGUAUGAAAGAAUGUAAAUUCUCAGUAGUAGAUCUUCAGUAUUCGACAAGAUAUACAUUUGAGGUCCUUUAUAAUAACGGACAUUAUGAUGGAAUUGCAGAGAGUAUAACUAAAUCAACAUCUUAUAAUUCUAAAGCACUGAUUAUAUUUCUGGUAUUUCUGAUUAUUGUAACAUCAAUAGCCCUGCUUGUUGUUCUCUAUAAAAUCUAUGAUCUUCAUAAGAAAAGGUCCAGCGAUUUAGGUGAAAUAAUUGGUCUUGUCGACAAGGAUGAAAAACAGCUGAUGACUGUGGAGCCAAUUCAUUCAGAUGUCUUGUUGGAAACUUACAAAAGAAAGAUUGCUGAUGAAGGAAGACUUUUUCUGGCCGAGUUUCAGAGCAUCCCACGGGUGUUCAGCAAGUCUCCUUGCAAGGAUGCUCGGAAGCCCAUUAACCAGAAUAAAAACCGCUAUGUUGAUAUUCUUCCUUAUGAUUAUAACCGGGUUGAACUCUCUGACAUAAAUGGAGAUGCAGGGUCAACCUAUAUAAAUGCCAGCUAUAUUGAUGGUUUCAAGGAACCAAGGAAGUACAUUGCUGCACAAGGCCCUAGGGAUGAAACUGUGGAUGAUUUCUGGAGGAUGAUCUGGGAGCAGAAGGCCACAGUUAUUGUCAUGGUCACUCGAUGUGAGGAAGGAAAUAGGAACAAGUGUGCAGAAUACUGGCCAUCCAUGGACGAGGGAACCCGGACCUUUGGAGAUAUUGUUGUCAAGGUUCUCAAGUACAAGAGAUGUCCAGAUUACAUCAUACAGAAGAUGAACAUUACAAACAAAAAAGAAAAAACAAAUGGACGGGAGGUGACGCACAUUCAGUUCACCAGCUGGCCAGAUCACGGAGUGCCCGACGAUCCUCACCUGCUCCUCAAGCUGCGCCGGCGAGUGAAUGCUUUCAGCAACUUCUUCAGUGGCCCCAUCGUGGUGCAUUGCAGUGCUGGUGUUGGACGCACGGGGACCUAUAUUGGAAUUGAUGCCAUGCUAGAAAAACUGGAGGCAGAGAAUGAAGUGGAUGUUUAUGGCUAUGUGGUCAAGCUGAGGCAGCAGAGAUGUCUGAUGGUUCAAGUGGAGGCACAGUACAUCUUGAUUCAUCAGGCCUUGGUGGAGUAUAAUCAGUUUGGGGAAACAGAAGUGAGCUUGUCUGAGUUGCAUUCAUAUUUAUAUAACACAAAGAAAAGAGACCCUCCCAGUGAGCCAUCUCCUCUGGAGGCUGAAUUUCAGAGACUUCCUACGUAUAGGAACUGGAGGACGCAGCACACUGGGAAUCAAGAAGAAAACAAAAAUAAAAACAGGAAUUCUUAUGUCAUUCCAUAUGAUUUUAACAGAGUGCCACUUAAGCAUGAUCUGGAAAUGAGCAAAGAGAGUGAACAGGAGUCAGAUGAGUCUUCUGAUGAUGACAGUGACUCAGAGGAAACCAGCAAGUACAUCAAUGCAUCUUUUAUAAUGAGUUACUGGAAACCUGAAAUGAUGAUUGCUACUCAGGGACCUCUGAAAGACACCAUCGGUGACUUUUGGGAGAUGAUAUUCCAAAGAAAAGUCAAAAUUAUUGUUAUGCUGACAGAUUUGAAGAACGGAGACCAGGAAUGCUGUGCUCAGUACUGGGCAGAAGGAAAGCAAAUCUAUGGAGAAAUAGAAGUCAAUAUGACAGACACAAACCAGUGUUCAGCUUACACCAUCCGUGUCUUUGAACUGACGCAUUCCAAGAAGAAAGACUGCCGAACUGUGUACCAGUACCAAUAUAAUAAGUGGAGUGUGGAGGAACUUCCCACAGAACCCAAAGAACUAAUCUCUAUGAUCCAGAGUCUCAAGGAAAAACUUCCCCAAAAUGGUUCCAUCGAAGGAGCUAGGAGUCACAAGAACGUGCCUCUCCUCAUUCAUUGCAGAGAUGGAUCUCAGCAAACAGGUGUAUUUUGUGCUUUGCUUAAUCUCUUGGAUAGUGCAGAAACAGAAGAGGUAAUCGAUGUUUUUCAAGUAGUAAAAUCUCUUCGCAAAGCUAGACCAGGAAUGAUUCCCUCAUUUGAACAAUACCAAUUCCUCUAUGAUGCUAUGGCUAGUCUUUAUCCUCCCCAGAAUGGACAAGUAAAGGAAAACAAUAAUCAAGAAGAUAAAAUUCAAUUUGAUAAUGAAGUGGACAAAGUGAAACAAGAUGCUAAUUGUGUCAGUCCACUCAGUAAGCCAGAGAAGGACCAUGAAGAAAAAAAGGAAGAUGAAGCUUCCAAACCCACAAAUGACACUGAGGGACCAGAACAUUCUGCCAAUGGCCCAGCCAGUCAUGCUUUUACCCAAAAUUCAUAGGAAAAGACAGAAAAAGUAAAACUUAUGUUAGCUGUUACUCUUAAUUUUCUAGAAAUAGGAAGACAAAAUUGAUAAGUGGUGAUUGAAGGACAUCUAUGCAAAAUUUCUAUUUUACUAUAAAAUAUUUGUUUUGCUAAAACAUUUUGUACAGUUAUGCUUAGUUUUUUAAAACUUUUAUCUAUCAUUCAGCAAAAAAUAAACUUCUUUGAAGCCUUUACAUAUGUAUGUGAGAGACAAGAAAAAAAGUAAGAGAGAAAAAGAGAGUACCAUUCAGUAAAUUGUUUCUGGGAAACUGCUUUUUGAAGCCAAAGAUUAUACUGGAAUUGCUGACUUAGUUUACAGAAGCUAUUUUUCUAACUCAGAAGUUACCAUGUGGCCUAUACGUAAGAAUAGUAUGUACAUGUCCAGAAUGACCUCAAGAAGCCAUUCAUGUUCUAGUCGCAUAGAUCUUAGAGUAUAUAAUUUUACCUUUAGAAAUAGGAAUAAAAGUAGUAUGCUACAUAUAGUUAGUAUGAGUUAACUAAGUUAACAUUUGGAAACCAGAUUUGAUGUAUAAACAUUUAGUUCAUCAUCUUUUCAAGUUUAUUUAAUCUAAUUUAAAAAUCUUAAACUGAACUAUCUUAUCUUAUGUGGUGUUUACAAUUUUUGCAAUAUGAAUUACUCUCUACCCGAUAUGUGAAAGUCAUCUCUGGUUUCUCUGACAAAAAAGAAAAAAAAGGUAUGUCAGUUUCAGUUGAAUUUAUAUAAACAUCUUUAAUAAAAUGCAGAGUAUGUUAAAUUCAUAGGAAUGAAUGCUGAGUUAUUUGCAUGUGACAUAUAAUAAAGCUCCUCUCGUGGACCAUAAAUUGAUCUGAAAAAUAUAUUACACUUUUGUAUGU
Messenger RNA from Sorex araneus (European shrew), 4359 nucleotides. It is a transcript of the gene PTPRC, whose product is annotated as protein tyrosine phosphatase receptor type C. NCBI's taxonomy places the organism in Eukaryota, Metazoa, Chordata, Mammalia, Eulipotyphla, Soricidae. The transcript is spliced from 29 exons. Gene Ontology annotation, molecular function: protein tyrosine phosphatase activity; protein binding. The coding region runs from base 116 to 3481 and encodes 1121 amino acids. Gene Ontology annotation, biological process: positive regulation of peptidyl-tyrosine phosphorylation; protein dephosphorylation; negative regulation of protein kinase activity. The record is from RefSeq and is a predicted model, not a curated record.